Messenger RNA from Micromonas commoda, 267 nucleotides. RefSeq lists its product with no specific name. NCBI's taxonomy places the organism in Eukaryota, Viridiplantae, Chlorophyta, Mamiellophyceae, Mamiellales, Mamiellaceae. The transcript is spliced from 2 exons. The record is from RefSeq and is a predicted model, not a curated record. The annotation marks the transcript as partial. Gene Ontology annotation, molecular function: protein binding. Gene Ontology annotation, cellular component: nucleus; cytoplasm.
AUGCACGACGCCGCGGCGAUGGGCGACGCGCGCGCCGUCGCCCGGCGCCUGGAGCGAGGCGAGCACCCGGACCAAGGGGAUUUUUUGUCGCAGACGCCCCUCCACCACGCGGCGGCGCGAGGGAAAACGUCCGCGGUCGUGGCGUUACUGGACGGCGGCGCGAACGCGGACGCCCGCGACGUCAACGGACGCACACCUCUGCACUGCGCGGCGGCGUGCGCCCGCGGCAGGCUCGAGUGCGUGCGAACGCUCCUGCGACGUGGCGCG